Molecule: messenger RNA, 5046 nt
Organism: Tetranychus urticae (two-spotted spider mite)
Lineage: Eukaryota; Metazoa; Arthropoda; Arachnida; Trombidiformes; Tetranychidae
Gene: cpx
Product: synaptic transmission protein complexin
Biological process (GO): regulation of neurotransmitter secretion; synaptic vesicle exocytosis; neurotransmitter transport
Cellular component (GO): SNARE complex; terminal bouton
Molecular function (GO): syntaxin binding
Source: RefSeq, a predicted model, not a curated record
AGUAGUUAAUAGACACAAAGGAAAGUAUUUAAUGAAGUCAAGUUGUUGAAAUGUUUGAUUGCAGCUGAUCUCGAUGGUUAUGAUAAAGAAACAUUAAUUACUCACUAAUAACAAUGUGAUAAUAAGAUGAAGAGUUGAACUGAACAGCCUCAUGAGAGUCGCCAUGUUACACGUUUUAUGUUGGGUUGAAAAUGGGAAGGCAAAAAAUCGAUAAACUGGUUCCAAUUUAGUGAGCAAUGAUUUGUUUUUAUUUGGAUUCUUACCGUUUACAGUUUUACAUGAAGCUAAACAUUUCUGUAUCUCUUGAUCAACACCAGAAGCGGAUAACAGUGAACCAUUGACCAGUGACAACCAGCAUUCAAUUCAAUUGGAAAGGCAGCAAUCAAGUCUCUCAAAAUUAACUGUUUAAGUUGUUUCUUGCUGGUGAAAACGGUUAUCCUAAAAUAAAUAACAAAAGCCACUGAAGAGGAUUGUACUAAUAAACCAACAACAAGUUAAUCAACGUCCAAACCCAUUGAUCAUUGUGAUAUCACUUGACUAACAUCAAAUACAAGUUUUCCUGUUAACUGCAAUUUUUUAAAAGCAUCCAAACAAGGAGACAAAAAUGGCAGCCUUUAUAGCUAAGCAAAUGGUUGGUAAUCAACUCUCUGCUGUUAAAGAUAUUGGCGGAGGUGGUGAUAGUGCUGAAGAUAAGGAGAAACUGGAAGAACUGGAAAGGGAACGACUGGAGGCUCUUCGAGAAGCUGAGGAAAGACGACGAGAGAAACAUCGAAAAAUGGAAGAAGAAAGGGAAAAGAUGCGACAAGGUGUCAGGGAAAAGUAUGGUAUUAAAAAGAAGGAAGAAAAGGAAGAGGAAAUGAGGAAACAACAAGAAGCCCUAAUGGGUGGUUCAACUGAUGGUGGACUCAACCGAGCCAAGAAAACUCCUGAGGAAUUAGCAGCUGAAGCUGCUGCUCAAGAGCAAGAUGAAUUUACGAAAAUCAAAACAACGAUAGAAACCCAAGUAAACGAAUUGAAAAGUACCAUCGAAGGAAAAUGUGUAAUUCAAUAAUUAUCAUCGUCCUUAAACAUUUUCAUUUAAUCAACUCAUUUUAACACACCAGAAUCUUACGCAUAUAUUAUUAUACAAGCAAUUAACGAAACGAUUAAAGCCGAGAAAAGCAAAUUUGUAAAUUUGAAAAUAGUGGAAACCUUGGUUAACCCAAAAAAAAGAGGAGAUGAAAAACAAACCAGAAAAGUCUAGAGACUUGGAAGCAAAAAAUGAACCAAAGACUAAAGUAAAAAGCAAAAGAACCAGAAAAAUUAGAGAAACCAGGAAUUGGUGUUUGAAACGUUUUUUGGGUUAAACAACCAGUUGGAGUUGAUUGAACAUUUAACGGUUCCAAAGUAUCUCAACCGAUUGAUUAAUUAUUACUUCUAGUACUAUUGACUAAAUAUCAUUGAUUGAGAUUGUUUGCUUUUCCCUGUGCUUUGAAUUAACAUCAUUGAUUUAGUCAUCUUCAUCAUCCUCAUCGCCAUUAUCAUCAUCGUCAUCAGGCUGUAAUCAACAACAAUUACGGCAUCAACAUCAAGGAAACAAAAUAUGGUUGACAUUUGUUUUUUUUUUGGUUAAGCUCUUUUCUGGUCCUCUUUCCUUCCCGGGUUUCCUUGCUCUUAUUAUCAUCUUUAAUAAUCGUCAGUUAAUGUAGAUAUUAUUAUUGAUUGAUUUGAUGAUAUAAUUAACUGAUUAAGAUGUGAGUUUUUUUCAUGUUUCCCCAUUUAAUAAUGGGAACAAGCAUAAGAAAAGGCCAAAAGCAAGUGAAAUUUGACAAACUUCCCUGAGUGAUUCAAUAUAUAAUAAUAAGUAAAUAUAACAAAUAUAAAUAUAUAAAUAGUAAAGCUUGAUUGCUGAUUGAAAUUAGACUGGAUGAUGGUUAAGACAAAUAUGAAUGAUUUGCGGGUUAAUUGUUAAUAGAAGCUUGCAAAUUAAUGAUCUUUCAGAUUGUUGGUUAUUACUGGCUUUACGGUACAUUCAACAUUUACUGGCAGCUUUUAUGCAACUAGAGAUGCUUAAAUUGAUUGGUGAAAAUAACAUUAUUAGCAACAAUUAGACCAUUAAUUUGCGUGUUUCCAGUAUUAAUAAAUUACCAAGUGCCGUUCAUUUUUGUCUUGUUUUUCAGCUUUCUUUCAGUCUUGACUUUCCUUCAAAUUUUUAGUUUUUUAUAUCAUCAUCAACAUUAUUAUUACAUAUUAUUAUUGAAAACUAGUUUGCCAAGCUCAAGUCAAUUAAACAAACUACAUUAUUAAGGUUCCUUAAUUUACCCAGUAAAAGAUUUAAAGAAAACAUCUCUUCUCAGUUUCAUUUAACUCCUUCAAUGCCCUCAUUUUUUUCCUACUGAAUGGUGUUUUCAUUGAAUGAUUUUUUUCUUUGUCAGAUUUUUUGUCAUCUGAUAGCAAAAACAUCACCUUACAAAUUACAAAAUUGUAAAUAGUAAUGAUAAUAAUAAUGGUAAUAUGUAGUUAUCAAUUACCUGGAAACAAAAAGGUAAUUGUCUUGACAAAACAAAAGCUUCUUAUUAUUGUUGAACAUCAAGUCUCAAACAUUUAACAUUCAACGAACAGCCUUUCAAUUAUAAUUAUGCUUUUUUGUGUGUUAAGUUUCACCUUUCAAUUACUAUUCCUUAAUAACUAAAGUUGCCUGAGACUAACAGCAACAACAGCAACUGUAAAGCAAGAAAGCAAAUUUAACUCAUUUAUUUUGAAAUACAAUUCAUUAUUAUUCUUAUUUUUUAUCAUAUCUAUCCUCAUUAUAAGUUGAUUAUAUUUGUUGCUUUCGUUAAAACCUUGCUUUUUUUGGCUAACAUCCUAAACACAAAUCAUCACAAUUACAAUAAUCGAAUACAUUAGGUGCAAUUUAAGAGACGCUCAAUUACGCAUUACUAUCCAAAUGAUGAUGAUUUAUAAAAACCAUCGAAAGGUAUUAAUAUAAUAGGAAAGCUCAAAUCUAACUUAGCAACAGCUAGUACAAUGCUAAUAGAAAUUUGACUUUCCAACACACAUGGUUAGCUUUUAGCAUUUCUUUUUCCUGUAUUUCCUUUUGGUCCAUUUCACUGGUUCCCAAAUAAUAACACUAAUAAUAUGAUGAUGAUAGUUGAUUCACUUCAUAUAAAAGUUGCAUGCAACAUUUAUAUCUUGUUAGACAUAACAAUUAAUCAGCUUUCCCUAAGUUUCACUCCAGUCAUUAUUGCUGCUUGUUUGUCCUUCCAUCAUGUUAUCCAAUGUUCACUUGACUGCUCCACCAAUUAACCUUUAAUCCAGAUUGACAUCACAUUAUCCUAGAGUUGCACUAAAUAUUUAAAAAUAACAAUAAUAAUAAUAAUGAUAAUCUUCCGAUAAAUUAAAACACUUAUUAAUCACACACACACUCACUCACACAAAAAUCACAACUCACAUUUAACUUCACAUGGUCUGGUUACUUGAUCCAGUCCCAAACAGGUAGCUCAAACAACGAAUUGUGUCAACAUUUUGAUUUACGUUAUUCCAACCUUUUUUGUUUCCCAUUAACUUAUAAAAGAAAAACUUAAUUUAAAUAUUUAAUUUAUCAAUUAGUCUCAUUUAGCGUUAAACAAAAUGUCUAACGAGUAAAACCAAAACACAAACUCUAAUAAAUCUUAGCCGGUUAGUUGAUCUUGAUAGGAUCCAAAUCCUUAGGUCAACCAAAAAGGGCGCGAGAAACAAAAUUUUCUGGUUUCUCAUUUGUUAUUUUUUUUAUUCCUUUUUCUUUAAUUCAGUUUCAACCCACUAUUUGCACCUAAUUAUUCAUCAAUAUGUUAAAUUAAUCAUCUAUAUAAAUAAAUAAGUAUAACUGUAAUAGAGAGAAACUGAUCCUUCCUUGAAAAAAACAAAAAGACAACAGUUGCUCCGGUCGUUGAUAUUUGAAGUAACCAACGGCUUGACAAAACCCAAAAAAUAAUGUUUCCAAUGAUAAUAUACUGUACAGAAUAUCAUUUUUCAUUUUCGUCCUCAUAAUCACCUUCACCCUCGCCCUCAUCAUCAUCGUCAUCAUCUUUGCUUCAUCUCAAUCAACUGGGUAUGUUAUCGUUGCCUUGUUUUCAUCCAUUAAUUUGUUAUCAUACCCAAGUUCAUAGUUAAAUCUAUAGUUAAGUUUCCUUCUACGUUGUCUUUCCUUUUUCUUUUAAUCAUAACAAAAAUCUUUCUAUUAAUCUUUCUUAUUAAUUAAUUGAGAAAAAAUUAACAUUACCUAUUAUUAUUACCAUUAUUAUUAUCAUCAUUACGUUACCAGAACACGGAAAACCCAAUCAAUUAUUAUUGAAAUUGUGAAAAGCUGCCAGAUACUCUACAGUGAAAAUUACAUUAGACUGUUGCUAUACACAGAAACAAAAGCUAAACCUGCAACCAUUAAACCUUCUCCAAAGAUACUGAACAUACAAUAGUGAAGUUAAUUUAAAUUGUGCCUAAAGAUAAGUCUGAUUGAGAGUUAUUGAUUAAAUUGAAUGAUUCAAUUCACACUGACAAGAUGAUUCGCUCAAAGUCAAAUUAAUAAUAGCCUGUAAAUUUAAUGUUACCACCAGCUAAUCAAAAAACUCAACAGACUCUCAAUCUUGCUUGCAAUCUACCUUGCUAUUAACACCGUUUCAUUUUUACCAAUUAUAACCAUAACAAUUAACUAACAUGUAAGAGUUAAUCUGGCCUCUUCUCAACUCCAAUCUCUUCCCAAAGUCAUAGACUUUAAUCCAAACCCAAACCCAAACCCAAAAACCUAAAAUAUAUGAAAACCCAAUCUAAACCCAAUUUCAUUUCUCCUUUGCUUUGCUUUCUUUACCUUUUUUUGUAUUCUUUUGCUUCAGAAACAUUGAUUAACAAUUAGCUCGCUGAGUUGAUUAAUUAUCAACGAUUGUUUAAAUAAUAUGUAAUACCAAAAGCAAAAGCUGAAAAUGCUGGUUUGAAAUCAAAUGACAAAUAUAAAUUAUGUUUGCAAUUAUGUUGUGUAAAUCAGAUGAAAACAAAGGUUUAACUUAUUAAAAUUGAAAUCUAUUGAAACAUAAA